AUCUCUCCCAUUUUCUGUAGUAUUAGUAUUAAUCUAAGUUCAUUAGCAGUACUAAUAAUCCUUCGUUUACAGCCAUGGUUUCCAUGGCUUCAUCACCGUUCUUCGUCAGCUUCAUCUUCCCCGUACUUUGCCUCACAGUCGCCGCCAAAAAAACCUACAUUGUUCACAUGAAACAUCAAGACAAGCCACCGUUUUUUGAAACACACCAUGAUUGGUACAGUUCAAGCUUGCAAUCACUUUCUGCAACCCCAUCUGAUCAGUCCCUUCUCUACUCGUAUGAUGCUGCAUUUUAUGGAUUCGCUGCUUCACUUGAUCCAGAGCAAGCUGAAGCUCUUAGCAAAUCGGAUUCUGUUUUGGGUGUUUUUGAGGAUACUAUUUAUGAUCUUCACACUACUCGUACCCCGCAGUUUUUAGGCCUUGAUUCUGAGUUCGGGUCCUGGGUUGGUCAUAAUACUCAGCAACUCGAACAAGCUUCUCGGGACGUGAUUAUUGGAGUUCUCGACACCGGAGUUUGGCCGGAAUCUAAAAGCUUUGAUGAUUCCGGAUUGCCGGAGGUUCCUUCUAAGUGGCGUGGAGAGUGUGAAUCGGCUCCUGAUUUUAAUCCCAAGCUUUGCAACAAGAAACUCAUCGGAGCUCGGAGCUUUUCGAAAGGCUACCGUAUGGCCAGCGGGGGCGGUGGAAUUUACAAAAAGAGUAAAGAGAUCGAGUCCCCACGUGACAGAGACGGUCAUGGUACCCACACUGCCAGCACCGCAGCUGGAUCUCACGUGGGCAACGCUAGCCUCCUUGGUUACGCCAGCGGAACGGCUCGUGGUAUGGCGACGCACGCCCGGGUCGCCGCCUACAAGGUUUGUUGGGAAACGGGUUGCUUCGGGUCCGACAUUCUGGCCGGCAUGGAUCACGCCAUCCAGGACGGAGUUGAUGUUCUCUCCAUGUCCCUCGGUGGCGGAUCCGCGCCGUAUUAUCGUGACACCAUCGCCAUUGGAACUUUCACGGCGAUGGAGAAGGGCAUUUUCGUCUCUUGCUCAGCCGGUAACAGCGGGCCCACUAAGGCCAGUCUUGCCAACGUGGCGCCAUGGAUUAUGACGGUUGGCGCCGGGACUUUAGAUCGAGACUUCCCCGCUUACGCCGUAUUGGGAAAUAAAAUCCGUUAUAACGGCGUCUCGCUUUACAGCGGUCGAGGAAUGGGAGGGAAACCGGUUGGUUUGGUUUACAGCAAAGAUAACAGCUCGAGUAAUUUAUGUUUGGCCGGUUCACUCGAUCCGGCAUUGGUACGCAGGAAGGUUGUUCUCUGCGAUAAGGGAACAAACGCUCGAGUUGAAAAGGGAGCAGUCGUGCGCGACGCCGGAGGCAUCGGGAUGAUAUUAGCGAACACACCGGUUAGCGGUGAGGAACUGGUGGCUGACAGUCACUUAUUACCGGCCGUGGCGGUGGGGAGGAAAGUCGGCGACCUGAUUAGACAAUAUGCACGGACCGAUUCUAAUCCCACUGCCGCGCUUGUGUUCGGUGGCACGGUGUUGGAUGUUAAACCGUCGCCGGUUGUUGCGGCGUUUAGUUCCCGGGGACCCAAUAUUGUGACGCCUCAGAUAUUGAAACCGGACGUAAUUGGGCCGGGAGUCAACAUACUGGCUGCCUGGUCGGAGGCCAUUGGACCCACCGGGUUGGCUAAGGACACGAGGAAGACCAUGUUCAAUAUCAUGUCAGGCACGUCGAUGUCGUGCCCGCACAUCAGUGGGCUAGCAGCGUUGAUCAAGGCAGCACAUCCCGAAUGGAGCCCGAGCGUGAUAAAAUCGGCUCUAAUGACCACAGCGUACACCCGAGACAACACCAACUCCUCUCUCCGUGAUGCCACUGAGGGUUCAUUGUCGAACCCGUGGGCUCAUGGCGCUGGCCAUGUUGAUCCCCAGAAAGCUCUUUCACCAGGCCUAGUAUACGACAUCUCCACCGAAGAUUACAUUACAUUCUUGUGCUCACUCGGGUACACCAUCGACCAUGUCAAGAACAUAGUGAAGCGCCCCAACAUUACAUGUUCGAGGAAAUUCAAUGACCCCGGUGAGCUCAACUACCCAUCGUUCUCGGUCUUGUUCGGGAACAAAAGGGUUGUUCGAUACACUCGUGAAUUAACAAACGUCGGCCCUGCAAGGUCCACAUACAAAGUCACGGUUAAUGGACCAUCGACGGUUGCGAUCUCGGUUAGGCCUAGAGCGCUCACCUUCAGAGCCGUGGGGGAAAAAAAGAGAUAUACCGUCGCUUUUGUAGCUAAAAGUUGGACAAGCCCAAUGGCUAAGCCUGAAUUUGGCUCAAUAAUGUGGGGCAAUGCUCGAAACCAAGUUAAAAGCCCAGUUUCCUUCUCAUGGACAUCGCUGAGCGAUUGACUAGUUUAUAAUUCUGGGUUGUUUCCCCCUCAUUAACAAGCCUCGCUCUGGUGUAAAAGGACCAUACAAGGACCCUCUAGCCCAAGCAAUUUCCUUUUCAAGGUUAGAGCUUCGGCUUGUAAGCAAGGUCCUUAACGCAAAAUCAGGGUUGGAUUGUAUUUGUUUACUUGAUUAAGUUGAUGGUAUAAAAGAUGAUCACUUUGUUUGCUAACAGAUUUCCCUUCAAAUGGA
Hibiscus syriacus is the source of this 2606-nucleotide messenger RNA. Its product is annotated as subtilisin-like protease SBT1.8. Gene Ontology annotation, molecular function: serine-type endopeptidase activity. Gene Ontology annotation, biological process: proteolysis. The transcript is spliced from 2 exons. Lineage: Eukaryota; Viridiplantae; Streptophyta; Magnoliopsida; Malvales; Malvaceae. The coding region runs from base 75 to 2375 and encodes 766 amino acids. The record is from RefSeq and is a predicted model, not a curated record.